AGAAUGUAAUUCAAUCAUAUUUUCUUUUAAAGAAUGAGUUCCACAGACGUCUCGGUCAAAAUAUGGCCGAGAACUUUUAUCAUUACCGAGACAGCAUUCCAACUGUCUCCUCAUGCAAAACUUUCCCCCUUCUUUCUCAAAAAAAUACUGCCUUAUGUGAAGGAAAAAUCAAAACGAGGAAUCGGAAAAGUUUCCCAGAAAAUGUGGCGUCAUAUUUGUGUGAACAAACUGCAGAUGAGUGAAGAGAUUGGAAAUUUUUACUUUGAGUAUUUCCUGCUUCUGACGUCAUCGCCAGCCGAGAGAUUACAGUCGAUUGCUCAUUUAGGAUCCGCCAACAACCUCGACAAAAUGACUCAUUUCAACCAGAUGACAGCCGGGAACGAGGGAGACAUGAGAAAGAUAGACAUCUAUGCAUUCAUGUGUUACCUUUUCUUCCAGCAGUUCCACAAAUUGUCUCUCAAAAGCAGUUACAGUUCGGCUACGAAUGAAUGGCCGGGGGGAAAUUCCAGUCACGAUCUGAGCGCAAGUUGGGGCGACAACUCGAUGGCUUCUCGGAAAGUUGCCGACGAGCAAUCGAUAGUGUUGUUCUUCAUUGAGAAGUUGGGAUCCUUGCUAGAAGUUCUGGCUUCACACACUUCAGGUUACUUGAGUCUGAAAGCUCUCUCUGGUCUCGACUUCCUGUUCGAAGGUCGUGUUCACGAGUCUUUGGAACCAAUCGGAGAUUUGGCUGUUCGAGCUCUAGGCUCUGGUUAUAAUCGAGAAUCCAAUACUUUUACUGUCAGUCAGUUUAACCAGUGGCUCUGUGGGACAUUGGUCGUGAGUCCUUUUGGCAUGCAAACGUCACAGUCUUUGGGGCUUAAAAUACCCUGCCCAGUUCCAGGCAUUCCGGUUGAUUCCAGCGUAGGCGGGUCUUCAGCGACUAUUCGGUCUAAAAUAAUAGUAUCCACGGGAAAUUAUAUUCCUAGGUCUGUAAUGCUUGCUCAUAUUACAAAACAGACUCUUGCCAAGACUGGAGCUUUGCUGCAAGAUAACUGUAUUAAACUGUUCAGAUGCACCAACUCAUUCAUUUACUUAUUAGACUCAGUGAAAAGCGUGCAUUUGUUACGAUGCAAAAACACGACAGUCGUGGUCGGCUCAGUCUCGACAGUUUUAUCCGUGAAUGAGUGUAAAAAUAUGCGAAUCAUUGCAGCAUGUGGAAAACUGUCUAUUCAGAAGACAGAAAACUCAACAUUCCACAUCCUUACAAAUACGAAUCCGUUACUGCUCUACGAAAAUGAAAACUUGACCUUAGCUCCUUUUAAUACAUGGUACGCGUCUUUCACACAUCACUUGACCAGGGCGGGGCUAUCGCUAGGCGUUAACUUUUGGAACACAGUUUACUGCCCCAUUCCAGAGCAAAAACAGUCGUGGAACAUUUUGAAACCGGAUAAUUUCAACCUCUUUGCGAUUCCGUUUGCAUUCCCUGAACUACAAGGAGUAGGAAAUGAGAACUCAUCGGCUGAGAAUGUGCUCAAAUAUUUGCCCGGCGACUACGCUAAAAGCUGGAUUGCGAGGCAAAGUCACUUGACAAACUGGAGAGGAGUUUUCGAUUCCAUCACUUCGGAGGAGCAGCGACUGGCAGUUAGUGAAGUAGUUAUGAACCAGUUCAAACACUGGCUCUCCUCUGAGCGACUCACCACCGAGAUAGACUCUCUGGCCCUUCUAACUUUGGGCCAAAUGAACGAAAGUAAUCCAAAUUGAUUGACCUGAACGCCUGUUCAAAUUUGUAAAUGUAAUUUUACUUCGUAGCUUAAUAUAACUCUUUGA
Symsagittifera roscoffensis is the source of this 1806-nucleotide messenger RNA. Its product is annotated as TBCC domain-containing protein 1-like. Lineage: Eukaryota; Metazoa; Xenacoelomorpha; Acoela; Convolutidae. Gene Ontology annotation, biological process: maintenance of Golgi location; maintenance of centrosome location. Gene Ontology annotation, cellular component: spindle pole centrosome. The coding region runs from base 34 to 1740 and encodes 568 amino acids. The transcript has a single exon. The record is from RefSeq and is a predicted model, not a curated record.